This is a messenger RNA of Clupea harengus (Atlantic herring), 1988 nucleotides long. The record is from RefSeq and is a predicted model, not a curated record. NCBI's taxonomy places the organism in Eukaryota, Metazoa, Chordata, Actinopteri, Clupeiformes, Clupeidae.
AGCUUGGUCAGUGCAAUGGGCCCCAUACCCGUGUGUGUCCUGCUCUCCGUGGCGCUGUGUGUCCUGGCGGUGCGGAGUGUGAACGCGGAGGAUGAGGACGACAGCUACACCUGGCCGCAGUGGAAUGUGCCUCUGGUCCGUGAGAAGCGGACGGUGCGCCUGAGCAGCACAGCCUUCUCCGCCCACCCCCAGGGCGAGCUGCACGGCACCUGCGGGAUCGAGUGCCAGCAGGGCCUGCCGGACCCCAGCGUGUCUGAGCUGGAGCGCCUGCUCUCCUACGAGACGGUGUACGAGAACGGCACUCGCACGCUCACCACCGUCGCCCUGCAGGGGCUCAACGAGGCACAGGCCUGGCCCGGAAAACUCCCCGGCCACUCGCGUCGCAAGCGAGAGGUCUACGGCGUCGACACGCGCUUCACUAUCGCCGACAAGCAGUUUUCCACCAAGUACCCCUUCUCCACGACGGUGAAGAUCUCCACGGGCUGCUCGGGCGUGCUGGUGUCGCCGAAGCACGUGCUGACGGCUGCCCACUGCAUCCAUGACGGCCGCGACUACGUGAGCGGAGCGCAGAAGCUGCGCGUGGGCGUGCUGAAAGAGCGUUCCCGCCGCCGAGGGAAAGGAGGAGGGAAGGGCCGUGGGCGCGGGAGAGGACGCAAGAGAAAGGGAGAGGAGGAGAACGAUGACGCUGACGACAACGAGGCUGAUGGUGGAGAACCCGAGGAAGGGAAGGGGGAGAGGCAGGGCAGACGCAAGGGCAGGAAAGGUCGCAGUCGUAGCCGGCGUAGCGCAGACUCUGGCCAGCCCUCUUUCCGCUGGACCACCGUGAAGCAGACGCAAGUCCCCAAGGGCUGGUUCAAGGGGGGGUCCCAGAAUGUUUCAGCUGACUACGACUAUGCCAUCUUGGAGCUGAAGAGAUCCCAGAAGACCCGCUUCAUGGAUCUAGGCAUCGUCCCGUCCAUCAAGAAGCUGCCCGCCGGACGCAUCCACUUCUCGGGCUUUGACGACGACCGACCAGACCAGCUGGUGUACCGCUUCUGCGCUGUAUCCGAGGAGUCCAACGACCUGCUGUACCAAUACUGCGAUGCCAAGCCGGGCUCCAGCGGCUCAGGCAUCUACGUCCGCCUGAAGGAGCCCGGCAAGAAGCAGUGGAAGCGUAAGAUCAUCGGCGUCUUCUCCGGGCACCAGUGGGUGGACGUGAAUGGCGCACAGCAGGACUACAACGUGGCCGUUCGCAUCACGCCCCUCAAGUUCGCUCAGAUCUGUCACUGGGUCCACGGUGACUCCAGCAUCUGCAAGGCCACCUGAGCACAGGUAAACCACCAAACGCCUCCCCGUACUGCUCAUUUAACUCCUCACUAAGUUACCUCCCGUGCCUCCUCUUCACCCUCGAUAGAAGCCCGACUCAGGAACGGAUAUGGGCCAGGUCUGGGCCGGGCCUAAUCUGGGAUCAACUGCUAUCGUGGCCAGUAGUCCUCCACAGUCACGGCAGACCACCAUCGCCUCGUUGCAACAGUUGCACACCAGUGACUACACAGACAUGUCUGUUGAUAGCAGAACUCGUCAAGAGAUAAUAAGAAGAAUAACGUUUCUUCAGUUUUUUGUUUUUUUUAUUUAUUUAAUUUUGAAAAACAAACACGCUUCUGAAAAAUCACAGUGCCAAGACUGGACUUAGAAUUAGUUUGUUUGCUGUUUCUCUUUAAAGGCAGUACAUUUUCACCAAGUUUCAGUGAGUUUAUGACAACUUUUCUGAACUAAAGCAUUUGCUUCUUUGUAUUUGUUUUUGUCCACCUGCAUUUUCUGUUCUGUCUGUUAAAGACUACCCAGCCACAUCUUAAUCAGUGUUGCUUUGUAAAAUGGGAGGCUUUCACUUUUCUUUUUGCCUGUCUUUCUACGUGUGUUGAAUUAAUAAUAUAGGUAGGCGAUGGCUUUAUAAAAAUAUGACACAGAAAAAUGUCUUUUUCUGAGAAAAUAAAAACCCUUGGUGUACA